Molecule: messenger RNA, 3458 nt
Organism: Loxodonta africana (African savanna elephant)
Lineage: Eukaryota; Metazoa; Chordata; Mammalia; Proboscidea; Elephantidae
Gene: EPS8L2
Product: EPS8 signaling adaptor L2
Exons: 21
Coding region: 156-2309 (717 amino acids)
Biological process (GO): positive regulation of ruffle assembly; Rho protein signal transduction; regulation of Rho protein signal transduction
Cellular component (GO): vesicle; ruffle membrane; plasma membrane
Molecular function (GO): actin binding
Source: RefSeq, a predicted model, not a curated record
CGCAAGGGCGGACGGACCGACCGACUAGAGCAGGCCCUGGGGGCGCUGGACCAGGGGUCGCCCGGGCGCAGGUGUGGGCCAGCACUGAGGCCAGAGACUUGGCUGCACCACGGAGGGCUGCGCUUCCCUCCCAGCUGGUCACCCGCCAGGACGCCAUGAGCCAGUCAGGGUCUGGGAGCUCCUGCCCGGGUGCUGCCAACGGCAGCCUGGGCCGGUCUGAUGGGGUGGCCAAGAUGAGCGCCAAGGACCUGUUUGAGCAGAGGAAGAGGUACUCCAACUCCAACGUCAUCAUGCAUGAGACCUCGCAGUACCAUGUCCAGCACCUAGCCACGUUCAUCAUGGACAAGAGUGAGGCCAUUGUCUCCGUGGAGGACGCCAUCCGAAAGCUGGUGCAGCUGAGCUCCAAGGAGAAGAUCUGGACACAGGAGAUGCUGCUGCAGGUCAACGACAAGACACUGCGGCUGCUGGAUAUAGGGUCCCAGGAGGAGCUGGAGAACUUCCCGCUGCCCACCGUGCGGCACUGCCAGACGGUGCUGAACCAGCUGCGCUAUCCGUCGGUGCUGCUGCUCGUGUGCCAGGACUCGGACCAGAGCAAGCCCGACAUCCACUUCUUCCACUGCGACGAGGUCGAGGCGGAGCUGGUGCACGAGGACAUCGAGAGCGCGCUCGCAGACUGGAGGCUGGGGAAGAAGAUGCGGCCGCAGACCCUCAAGGGCCACCAGGAGAAGAUUCGCCAGCGACAGUCCAUCCUGCCCCCGCCCCAGGGCCCGGCUCCCAUCCCUUUCUACUGCCUUAGCGGGGACUCGCUCCAGGCCGCCAAGAACCGCGUGGGCCUGCCGGUGCCGCUCGGCGAGCCAGGCUUCCGCCGUCGGGAGUCGCUGGAUGAGGAGCCGCGGGCAGUGCUGGCGCAGAAGAUCGAGAAGGAAACGCAAAUCCUAAACUGCGCCCUGGACGACAUUGAGUGGUUCGUGGCGCGGCUGCAGAAGGCGGCUGAGGCUUUCAAGCAGCUGAACCAGCGGAAGAAGGGGAAGAAGAAGGGCAAGAAAGGGCCGGCAGAGGGUGUCCUCACGCUGCGCGCGCGGCCUCCCUCCGAGGGCGAGUUUGUCGACUGUUUUCAGAAAACCAAGCUGGCCAUCAACCUGCUGGCCAAGCUGAAGAAGCACAUCCAGAACCCCAGCGCGGCCGAGCUCCUGCACUUCCUGUUCGGACCCCUGGACCUGAUCGUCAGCACCUGUGGCAGCCCGGACAUUGCACGCUCAGUCUCCAGCCCCCUGCUCUCCCGCGACGCGGUGGGCUUCCUGCGCGGCCACCUGGUCCCCAAGGAGAUGGCGUUGUGGGAGACGCUGGGCGAGACCUGGACACGCCCCCGGGCCGAGUGGCCUCGGGAACCACAGAUGCUCCUGUAUGUGCCCAAGUUCCACAGCGGCUGGGAGCCCCCCCUGGAUGUGCUUCAGGAGGCUCCCUGGGAGGUGGAGGGACUGGCAGCUGUCCCCAGUGAUGAGCCGACUCCAGUGAGCCGACUGUCCUUUCGAAAUACCCCGAAGCACAGCCUGACAUCUGAGCCCACACCCCCGGGAGAUGUCCUCCCACCAGCCGGGUCCCCCCAUGCUCACAGGCGCUACGAUCCAUUGCCCACCAUGGGCAAGUACGUCAAGAUCCUCUAUGACUUCACAGCCCGGAAUGCCAAUGAGCUCUCUGUGCUCAAGGAUGAGGUUCUGGAGGUGCUGGAGGACGGCCGGCAGUGGUGGAAGCUACGCAACCGCAGUGGGCAGGCGGGCUACGUGCCCUGUAACAUCCUGGACGAGAUUCAGCCCGAGGAGGCAGGUGCCACCCUGGAGCAGGCCAGUCUGCAAUACUGGGGCCCCGCCAGCCCCACCCACAAGCUGCCUGCCAACUUCGCUGGGAACAAAGAUGAGCUGAUCCACCACAUGGAUGAGGUCAACGACGAGCUAGUCAGGAGGAUCAGCAACACCAAGGCGCAGCCCCAGCGGCACUUCCGCGUGGAGCGCAGCCAACCUGUCAACCUGCCACUCACCUUCGAGUCCAGCCCCAACGAGGUCCGCGCCUGGCUGGAAGCCAAGGCCUUCAGCCCGCGGACCGUGGACCACCUGGGCAUCCUAACAGCCCUGCAGCUCUUCUCGCUCAACAAGGAGGAGCUGAAGAAGGUGUGCGGUGAGGAAGGCAUCCGGGUGUACAGCCAGCUGACCGUGCAGAAGGCCUUCCUGGAGAAGCAGCAAGGUGGGUCGGAGCUGCAGGAACUUAUGAACAAGUUCCAUUCCAAGAACCAGAGGAGGAUGGAGGACAGCUAGACCUGCGGUGGCUGGGGCACCUUCUUGGGGCAGAGCACACCUGCGGGGGUGGGCACAGACUGGCCUGGCUGUGCCCUCCCCUCAGUUCGUGGAGUAUUAUUUUUGUAUGUGCAUGUAUUUUGUACCAAGGACAUGGAUGGGGUGGGGUGCUGGAUAGACCCUGAACCUGGCUAGGGGCUGUCUCACCUGCCUCAUGGUGUACGGCCUGCCCUCAGGCCCAGCAGUGCCCAGCGGAUUGUACCACUGCCACCCAGCCCAGCCAAGCCAGGCCUCACUCACCUGCCCACAACAAGGCCAACCUCAGCCAAACCUGCCACCUUGAGGUGCCAGCCCCCUCCCUGCCUGCCCACUGAGGUCUGGCCCCCUCCCCUCCCCAUACCUCUGUCCCUCCCUCCUCUGCCCCGCUUCCACAUCCUUGUCUCCUUUCCCCCCUCACCACACCUCUGCCUGGAGCUGCAGAACACCCCAGAGAGCCAGUGGGGCCCUUCCUCUGGCUUCCCCUUAUCCACAGGGGGUUCCUGGCACCUAGGACCCUGUCCCCAACUGCUUGCUUCUGCACCCACCUGCACUCAGCCGCACCCCCAUACUCCAGGAUGGCUGUGGCCAGCAGGACGGCACCACAGCUCCAGAUGUUGCCCACAGCACAGCCCCCAUAAGAAGCUCCGGCUCCCCAGGUGGCCAGGGGAGGGGCUCCAAGACAGGAGGCCUUUGGCCUUUGAGGAGCAGGAUGGACUUGGAAACACACACACGCCCAAGUACUGGCUCUAGACCCCUUCCCACAGAGCCCUGGAGGAGCUUCCUACCACCACACUCAGACCUGUUCUGGAGCACAGAUGCUGAAGGUCACGCUCAGAGACAAGGUGGUUGGAUCUGCAAGGCUGCCUGUCAUUAAACCUAUCAAGUCUUCUAGUGGCCACGUCUCUGUUCUGGGGGCUGCGGGAUCACUGGACCCUGGAGCCCACCUGGGACAGUGCCUUCAUAAGGGCUGAGGGCAGGCUGUGGUCAGGCUGGGCUGUGGAUGUUCCAAGUACGGCCACUCACCCCUGACCCCAAAGGCCAGGAGACCCCUGCACACAUGUGCCCAAGAGGGGAAGGGCUGAGAGGGGCCCUCUGAGGCUGCAGGCCCAGCAGACCGAAAGCCUGUCCUGA